UCUUAUAAGCAAGAUAGCUGAAGCAAAGAACAAACUGAAUACACGGGUAUUUUAGCUAGAGGAUUGUCUGGUCUUGCCUUUGGAUGGGAGCUGCUUGUUCAUGCCGCCCGUACUCAACCCCACCCUGAUUUGGAUUAGUGCCUUCAGUUCAGUCAUAAGUGCAUGAAUAUCCUCAUAUUUCUUCCAAAGAUAACUGUGUGUGUGUUUUUGCACUCUGUUUUGGAACGCUUGAUAUUGGCUGCAAUUAUAGAUGGCUAGGGAGAAAUUCUACUCCCCCAUCUCAGUCCAUUCACUCUGAGUGUUUUACAGUAUUGUUUUGCAUCUCAAAAAAGUGAGUCAAAUUAUGCAUAACAUCAGUUACAGAUACAGAGCAAAUACACCCAGUUCUCUCGGCUGCAUAAUAAAAAAUGAUCUCCAUAAAUUUCUCACUGGCCCUGUUCGUUUUACUGUGGGAUUUACUAUCGCAUUAAAGUGCAAUGCUGGCAUUUCAGCAGUUUCACUACGUUCUUGUGAGCUUUGCAAAAAAAAAUGUUGAAAGCUUCUAUUAAUGCAUGCUGUUUUAGUGAUUGAGCUGCAGGGUUUAAAUAUAAAUUAUUCACUCCUCACUGUUUUUGGUGGCGUGAACGCUAGAAGUGGAGAGACGUGCCCAGUGUUAGCUGUGGAAGUUAUGAAUGCUGAAUGAAUGUUCAAAGAGAGAGCUGUGUUCGUAGAGGUGGAGGAGGAGGAGCGAGGCUCUCCUGAAGCUUGCCUGCAGAAGUGUCGCGUGGCUACGGUCGAUGAGUCUGGCAGCCACAGCUGCUUCAAAUCAACACUCCCCAGAAAUAAGCACAAAGAGCUCCCUCAUCUUCGGCAGUGCAGACCCUUUUUCCCCUCUUCUAUCAUUGCAUCGUUUCCUCCCUCACUCGUGUACUGCUCCUGGUGAAGGGUGCCGUCACUGCUACUCCCCUGGCUCACUUGUUUACCCGUCCUCAUUUUAGUUUAAUUCAAUUCAUUAAUCAUUUUUUCCUGGGUCAGGGUUGUGUAUCCUUCCUUGUUAACACUGGGCAUGAGAGAGGAAUACACCCUGAAUGGGCAAGUUUUUAACAUACGAUUAGAUUAACAUUAUGGUCCCUGGAGGACUAGUGGUUAGUCCACGGCGCUCUCAUCUCUGCAGCCUGGGUUCGAUUUCCGGCCAGGGAACCUACCCCAGCCACUGGGGUUGCACGGGGCAGUGCACUCCCAGUGCCGGUCUCAGGCCCGGAUGAAAUUGGGGAGGGUUGCGCCAGGAAGGGCAUCUAGUGUAAAAACUGUGCCAAAUCAAAUAUGCGGACCAAUGAUCUGCUCUGGCGAUUCCUAACGGGAGCAACCCAGAAGAAGAAGAAAACAAAUAUAAAGCAAAAGGGAUUUGAAUAUGGGUAGGAAAAGGUUGCUGAUGCUUCAAGUUCCACAGUUGGUUCCACAGUUGCUAUGACGUUCUCUACAGUGUGAUCAAUUGACUUAUUUUUGUUUAUCUGUGUAUGUAUAUAUGAAAUAUAUCAGCAUCUAUGUUAGCAUAGUUGCCCUGUGAUGACCAUAUGCAGAUACAUUGUACUUUGUAUUUACACAUGGCAUGGACACCAUAAUUGACAUAAUAUUCAUGUAGUCAUUUGGCUAAAUAAUCAGUCCUUCUGGUCCACAUCAGAGCAGCACUUGGAUGUUCAUUUGAAGCUGUCGAAGCCAAGGUCAAAGGUCAGUGCUUGGGGAAUGUGAGCAUUGCAAAACUUGGCCAAGAAAGUGUGAGGAACAUGCUGUCCUGUGUUGAGAGCUGUAGUAAAUCUGAUAAAGUGCUCGACAAGUGGGGGCUGUUGCCCGGGAGGAGCAGGAGACACGUGUACCUGAGCAGUGUUAAGGGUCAGAGAGCUUCCUUUAUUUCAUUAAAAGUGCUAGUAUUAAAAAAAGACAAAAAUGUUAAGCUCAUGUUCUAGUAUCUGGAGCAUAACGUUGUUCAAAAUGACAGCAGUGAGUUUGGUAUUUCCUGUCUGUGUUUUAUUCCUUACUCAAUAGUUUCAAGCAAAAGCAUGGUAGGUAAAGUAGGUAAUAUGUGUUUAUUGAUACUUGAUUAAAGGUGGCAGUCAGUGAUUUUUAAGCCAGUAGAUGUUUGUGUAAUUUUUGGCAAAUUAAUCUUAUAAUUUUAGCAGAUAUCAUUAAAAUAUCUGUUUAAAGGAAAAAAAAAACUCAGGGGUCUGGCACCCAAGGUCCUGUCAACAGGAUUUAAAGAAAAAAAAGCAUACAACUGAACAGGACAAGGUGUGUCUAUUUGCCUGUCAGUCAUGUUGUUUAGCCUAGGCAGUGGUUUGCGAGUAUGUGUUUCAGGGAUGUAGCUUUGGAAGAAACACCAAACUGUAUUGAGCUUUAUGCCUACAGUUGUGUAUGUUCUAAAAAAUACGUUUAGAAUUUAUUAAGAAUUUAGGAAUUCAUACAUUCUUGAUAUCGGGAUGAGACAUGCUAUUAUUAUUAAGCUAUUUUAACUAGCAUAAAUGUGAAGGAAAUGUCUAGCAUACUGUGUUGAAGGUGACAUGUUGUGACUCAGGGAGUACAAUCAUUCUCCAGACAAUUCUCAUAUUGCGUUAUCUACUGCUAAUUCUUUAGGGAUAAGACAACUUUGUAACUGACUUAAUCAGAGCAGAUUGUUGUUGGCAUCUCCAAGAAUAAACAGGAAGUGUUUGUUUCAGUUGGGAGGCAUAGGGUUAAAUUAGAUGAAGUUACUGUUCAGUCUGUAAAGACAUGAUCUUCCUAUACCACAGGCUAGAGCCUAAUUUAAGGACGGGAUCUAGAUUGUAGCCCAAAUCACAAAAACUGGACUCCAUCGAUGCUUCCUGUAAUGUCGUCAAUAGAAGAAUGUCUGUCUUUGAUUUCAUGAUGAUAACCAUGUAUUGUUAACUUCCUUUUUCUGGUGAUUGCUAAUUUCAGAUGAAAAUGACAACACUAAACUGUUUUUCAGCUUUUUGUAAACACAUUGCUGAGAUUAUUCCCUCUGACAGCUGUUUACACAUGAUAUGCCUUCCUAGCAGAAGCUUCAUGUAAACACUUCCUAUUUGUCCACAGCCAUGUGAGUUAAUCAAGUGGCUAGGCACGUAGCACACUCAUUAAUCCCCACGUCUUCAGACAAGGUCCGCUCAUUUCAAAGCAUUUUGGAUCAACAGGACCCCAAGGUCAUCCACGAGAUCAACGGAGGUCAUGAUUUGAGACAUGCACCUGUUUCUUGGGACUCCUUGUUAUACAGAAGAUGACUUGCAGAUGUGGCAUCAGAAGAAAUGUAAUACACAGGUGUCUGCAGACAUCCAGCCAUGAACCAAGCUCAAGUUUCCACUCGUCUUGUAACUGCAACACAAAUCUGCACUUUAUGAAUGUUUGAUAUGGAGCUUAACAAACGAUGUUUCUACACAUGGAACACUUUAGAACCUGUGUGCCUUUACUGCGCUUAUAAAAGAAAGGUUGAAAGUAACCUUGGUAAAGUACACCACCAUCAAGAUGGUCCUUUGGUGUUUGUUAAAGUUCCAUUGAUCAGUGGUAUGAAUAUCAUGCUGCUUGACCUGUGUAUCUGGAUUUGAAGUUUCUGUAUCAGUGUAAUGACGUUUGGUAUAUAGAAACCAGGCAUUUGAAGUUCACUAACAGGAAAAGAAAUGCAUUUCUGGUUCUGGUCUGCUUGCUUAGCACCACCCAAAUGGAACCUGUAAAAACACUCCAGGAUUUUACUGUCAGCCGAAUUUACUAAGCCAGAGUUACAAGAUGCAACUUUUACCCUAAUUAUAGCUACAAUGAGGCUGUAUUGGUUAGCCCUAGUUUGAAGUUUCUUGGAGCAGUUGGAGUCAACAGUUGGAAGUGGUUCAGACUCUGCCUCCUGAUCGAGUGGCAAGCCAGUUGUAGCAAGUGUAAACUCUACAAGUCUACACAUUUAACUCUUAAUGUAUGGCUGUUGACAGAAUCUAUUCAUCUGAGUUGCUGGCCUGGAAUGAUAUUUGUGAAAAUGUCAAUGUAAGACGUAUAUAAGGAAAUCUUGUGUGACAGUUGUGACAUUAGAGUAGCUCACUCUAUAAAUGGAGGACUAAUUGGGUUGUGGCAGGAAGACGAGUUCCUGAACAACAUAAAUUUGUAAAACUACCACAACCACACAAACAAGAAAAAAAGCUGGGUUGCAGUUGCCAAAGGCCGGAACCAACCGGGUGUAAUCUCUGUGUUUGUUUGGAUGUUGCUGUCUCCAAGUAACUGGGAAGCACUUGUUUUUGUGCAAGUUUGGUCUUAUAAACAAAUUUAGGUUGAGCAAUGUGUGAUCUCUAAUCAUUAGUGUGUAGUCCCCAAUUUUUCAGUUGCCAUAGUCUAUAAUAAUUAAUCAGAAACUAUGUGAUACACAGUCUUAUUAUUAUCUGUUAGGAUCUUAAGUAUUGCAUUGUGUAUCCAUGAUUUGAAAGCAAUUGGCUUGCUUCAUAAAUAGGAGAUUGAGUUUAUGUUUUAAGUCUUAUUAGUCCACAAAAGUUUGUGGACUCCUUCCCUUCACAUCAAUAUGUGCUUUUUGAACAUGCCAUUGCAGAUUUAGUUCCCCUUUUGCUGUUAUACUAACCUCCACUCUUCUGGGAAGGCUUUCACCUAGAUUUUGUAGCGUGGUUGUGGAGAUUUGUCCAUUCAACCACAAGAGCAUUAGUGAGGUCGGGCACUGGGACACAGUCAAUCAUGUUCCAUUUCAUCCCAAAGGUGUUCAGUGGGGCUGAGGUCAGGGCUCUUUGCAGGAAACUUGAGGUCUUCCACUCCAGCCUUCGCAAACCAUGUCUUCAUGUAGCUCAGUUUGUGCACAGGGACAUUGCCAUGCUGUGAUGUACUGGUGUCCCAUCCAGGGUUUAUUCCUGCCUCGUGCCCAGUGUUCACAGCAAGAAAAGGCCUUGAUAUAUGAAAUAAUGCUACAAUUGUGCUAAAUGCUAAAUGAUAAUGCUUCAUUAUCUCUAGGGACACAUCCAUUAUUCCAGUUUCUAGUCUCUAUUCCUCUUCUGCUUCAGUGGAAACCACAUCUGUCCUCUUACUGCCUUGUUUGGAACUUGAGCAAUUUAGCACACAAGGUAUAUCUUAAACUGUAAGCUGCUGGCAGAAAUAACUAACCUGUUAUAUAAAUAAUCAUAUUUAUUCUAUAAAGCAAGAACAUAUGGCUUCCAAUAGCCCUAAUGAGGAGAGAAAUUCCAUUCCACUCAGAUCUAUUUGUGUGGCACUAGCCAUCCUCUCCCAUCACGGGUGUGUUUUGUUUUGAUCCGUCAUUAUUAUAGCAUGCACUUUCCAGUGAAAGAAAAUGAGAGGGCAGAUGCAGUCGUCUUUGACACCAUGAUAGUAUCCAAGAUGCUAGGUGGGGAGACCACAGCAGAAGUGGUCACACAGCACCACAAGAGAGCUCGUCACACAACUGCAAACAAGCAUGGUGAACUCGUGCUAUACUGGAGAUGAUUACAGUUUACUCUUACAGUGGGGCAGCCACCAACACCAAAACAAGCAGCAUGCAAAAACAGGGAAAGUGGAAUACUAUGAUAUAAAAAUGGAUGCUAAAUUUACCCAGGCUCCCAAGGAAUCUCAUUAGCAAUCAUUACACAAUGAUGAACCUCUGUUUGAUAUGCGGGUCAGAGUCAUGUUGACAACUUGGUAGAAACAUCUGGUUAUUUGGCACAUACAAGGUUCCAUUUACCAUCCUAAAGGAAUAAUUUGUUUGUGUUUCUGGGAGACCACUUAAAGAUUGUACGUAGAGCCUAUAACAGAGAGUUUUCCUUCAGGAAGAUAAGAACUCUAACCUAAAGGACCAUUGAAGAAUCUUUUUUUUAACAGUAUAAAACCAAACAUUUGCAUUGGAAGACAGAAAAGUAAUUGUUGAAGGGGGGCACAUAAUAAAAUCAGGUAAAGCACCAUGGACUGCUCCAUACUGCAGUGAACAUGUUUUCUACCACUCUUGCCCCUUUUCUUUAUCAUAACCUAAAAAAACAAAAACAUCUACACCGAUCAAACCCAAUAAAAUACAACAAGAGACAGAGGUUCUUUCCUUAAUAGUAGGCUUGGACGCCAUGACUUCAAAUACCCGUAGCACAGCAAUCCAAACUGCACGGCUGACAGCAUCUUAGGAAUUACUGGAAGCUGGUAAGGAUCUGGACAGUAUUCUUAGCUCCUGCACGGUACACUCAAAUAUACUGUCAGUUAUAGAGAAACACCCAACUUUGUAUUCUUGCUUCUGUUCUGGAUACAGCAAAAAGGCAGUCUGCAGUCAAGGAAUUAACGAUCCUUUAAUUCAGUUCAAAUCAAAAGGUGUUAGAGGGCCGAAAACGGGAAGCAAGGCAGAAGCAUUCUUUCAAAAUGCAGCAUAAGUACAUCACUGGCAUUCGCAGACUGACCUCAAGAGCCAUGAACCUCCUCUAACCUCUAUUUAUCACCAAGCCAAAAAUGGCUUAAACAGACAGCGCAUCUUUCUCUUGUCUGUGCCUUUUCUCUCGGGAGCCAGUAGUGAGCCCUGUGGUAUACCAUGUCAGCUCUGUAGGAUAAACACACACCAUAUGAGCAGAGCCCCACCAAAAUCAACCUGCCCUCCUGGAAUGUGAUAACUGUAAAUUAAAUCAGUAUGAGGAUUUUAAAAAGAGUGUGAGGAUGAAUGAUUUUUUUUUUUAGGUGACAGAAGAAUAUGUGUGUGUGCCUGAUUGCAAGAAACGUGUUUAGGUUACUGUGUCAAUACAUGUGUGAAAACAGGAGGCAGGGGCCCACUGCUGGUCUAGUGUUAAAUGGAUUCGACCUUUUCCUGCCAAUCUUCAUCAUUCACCUUUCUGGGGCGUCAAAAAUCAUGGUAACUGGUGAACACACUGACAGUGUUGACAAAAGGGUCAUCCAAACAUAGACGCAGAGUCAUUUAGUGGUUGCCUCCUAUUUACUGAAUAGCAUACUCUUCUGUUAUUCAUUUGGCCAAGCUACAGCUGUGCAUUUUAGAAAAAAUAUCAGCAGUCCAUGAAAAUUUGAAAAUUGGUUCACAAAAUAGUUAGAGUAAUGUCAGAGUAAUGUCAUAAAAUGAUAUAAAAUGAUAGGGAAUAUUAUUGCAUCAGACAUAUCACAAGAUUUAGAGGUUAACAUGCAUGUGUGGAUUAUACAGAUAGUGAAUAACUUAUCACUGGUACAGAUUCAUUCAUUCAUCUUCAUUAACUCCUUUAUCCUGGUCAGUAGAUCCGGAUUCUAUUCUGGAAAGACUGAGCCUGAGGCGUGAAUACACUCUAGACACCCUACUCACUGGUACAGAUACUAUACUUUAUUAUUGCUUAAUUGAAGCCCCUAGAUUGCCUCUCUGAUAAUAGCAUGUAAUAUAUUCAGAAUAUCUCAGAACAAUGGUUCCUUUUCUUAACAAAAGCCAAUCAAGGACAACUAUUAGAAGCAUGGAACUGUAUACAUACACUAUAUGUCCAAAAGUCUGUGGACACCUGACCAUCACACCCAUAUGUGGGCCUUCUCCAAACUGUUGCCACAAUGUUGUAAGCACACAACUGUAUAGAAUGUCUUUGUAUGCUGUAGCUUUACUCUCCCUUCACUGGAACUAAGAAGCCCAAACCUGUUCCAGUAUAACAGUGUCCCUGUGCACAAACUGAGGUCCAAGAAGACAGCAUGACAUUGUCGUGCUGGAACAGGUUUGGGCUUCUUAGUUUCCACUGAAGCGAAAAUGUAAAGCUACAGCAUACAAAGACAUGGUUUGGGAAGGCUGGAGUGGAAGACAAGGCCAUGGUUGAAAGUUGGUUAAAAAUAAUUUCUUAUGUGACACAUUACAUUCAACGUAAACGUAUUUCCUUUAUUUAUAUGCAUUUAUUUAAUCAUGAUUUUCUAAAGCUUUUUUUUUUUUUUUUUUGUAUACCCAUGUUUUUGUUACAAAGUGAAUGAAUUGUCCUAUCCAGCUGCAUUAGGAUAACAGAGUAACUAAUUUGUCCAAACAUGAGUCAGCACCUAGCAAAGGCAUAUUGGUGAAUCUAUUGAUUUGGAUCUCUGCUAUCUGCCUUAGGGACCAAAGCUGAAACAUCAGCAUAACUGAAAAGGUCAAAAUGUACAGAGCUUAGAUGCUGACCAAAGUAUUUGAAUAUAAAUUUCAAGUAUUGAAUCAUAUACAUGUCACAUUAAAUAAACUUUGCUCUUUUCCUGUGCUGUAUUUAAUAAGUAUACAUUUUUGCCAAUGUUUUAAAACAUCUAAUUUGAAAUUACAGGGUAUGGUUUUGAGAUAAAAAAAAAAAAAUCACAAGCUUACAUACAAAUCUCAAAAAUUCACAUUUCAAAAAUACAGAUUUUGUCUAAUACAGAUUUUUUUUCCUAUUAAGCAGCUAUCUUUGACUGUUAGCUGAUAACGGUUGCCAGCAAGCUAACAUUAGCUUAGCCCAACUAUCUAGCUGCACUUAAACGGUUAUACUGGGUAUGUACUAAUCAUUGAAGGUUUAACAUCACUGUAGAAAAGUAGCUAUUUUAUUUAUUUGUUUGACUACUUUGCUCUGGGAAUCCGGUACAACCUUUGGUGUAAUGUACAUAAAACCAUUGGCAAAAUGUACAUUUACUAGAGACACUCAUGUAAUUCAAGUAUAUGCGAUUCAUUUUCAAAUUUUUUUUGUCAGCUUCUAAGCUCCAUAAAAAUUACAAGGCAGAAUUCCUCAUUUGUGGACAUAAAUGGGAGUCACAUAACUGUAAUUUUGUGUCAAUAUUGCUAACUAAACAAGUCAAACAAAUCAAUACAAUAUAAUACAAUACAACAAACAAUGAUUUGUUGCUUUCAACCUUAACUUACGACAUUAGAUAAUUAGAUAGAUCUGCCUUUGAACCAAACCUCCUGUGUGUCAAGGAAGGUCAGAGGUCAUGUAAGACCCGCCAUCUGCUUUUCUCCUUUAGAUGAGCCAGAGAAAGAUUUUUCUCUUUCUCUUCCCCUCUUAACCUGAGUUGCACUUUUGCAGUCUGUUCUGAGGGAAAUUGUUUUUGGCAAAGUGUAAAAAAUCGUUCAAUAAUUGGCAGGUGUAAAAUCCCAUUCCACAUCGCAUUGCACAAUGUUAGAAUUUGUGCUUAAUAUGUUCAACAUGAGUAGCAGAGACGCUCACAAAGGGAGUCUUGAGUUACUGACGGCACCCCUCUCUGUCUCCCCAGACCUCCGUUUUAUCGUGAUAAGGUAAUUGCCCUGUGGCCCUUGAGGAGAUGAUGUGGCGACACUUAUCUGAUUUUUGUCCUAAUGCAUGUGUAGUCAAAUGGUGUGGACGUGACAUCUCCAAAAGAGCUUUGUUUGAUAAACUCAUCUGAUUUGCAUUGACGUUUCCUGAAUUCACAAGUCUGGUAUUUGCUUAGUCAUGCUAGUCAAGUUAUACAGAGUAGAGUCUGGAUUUGAGCAUGCAUGUGUGGAUGUGUCAGUGUGUGUGUGUCUGAGGAAGACACUGGACAGGAAAGGAGUUCCUCUGGGUGUUCCAUGAUCCCCAGCCCACUUCCGCUAUUGAGCUGGGCUGGGGAAUGUGCUUGCUGAGGAUUAGGGAUGGUUAUGGGAGGAGUGGGGGUUAGUGGGAAGUGCAAACUGUGAAAGGGUCACUUCCUUUCGUCCUGCUCUCUUCCCAUACUGGCUAAUAUACACAUGCACGCUGUUAUAUGCUGAGGUCAGUAUACAGAAGAGGAUGGGACAGAGAGAGAGAAGGCACAAAAGCCUGAGAGAGAGGGAGGGAGGGAUAGAGAGUAGAAGAAGGAGGGAGUAAUGUCAACAGCUCCAGUCCCUGAAAUGCAGGCUCUGGCAUAGUAGCUCAGAGAGAAGUGGCAGCUCAGGCUGGAUCAGGAAUAUCAUUUUGUUUUCAAGUACUUUCGAUAUUCACUAGUUAGCAGAGGUGGAUCUCAACAAAAGGAGGGAUUCAGUCAAGUAAGAUCAGUAGCGUAGGAACUUUUUUCAGUUGCUCUGGGUAUAUAUGAAGAUUGCAAGAUGAAAGAUCUUCAGGGGUUGCUUUCUAGAAGGGACCAUGCAGCCUAGAUAGCAGACUUGGCUUGUUUGGCCCAUCCAGCGCGGAGAGGAUGCCUCCCCGGAAGCGCACGCGGCCCGGCCUGGGCCUUCUGUGCUGCUUCGGCAGCAGCGAGCCCCCUGAGAUUAACCUGAAGGACAGUGUUCCCCUGCAGCUGCUCGAGUUCAGCGCCCCAAUGCCCCCGGAGGAGGAACUGAAUGCCCGCUUUUCUGAACUGGUGGAUGAACUGGAUCUCACCGACAAGAACAGAGAGGCCAUGUUUGCCCUGCCUGCUGAGAAGAAAUGGCAGAUCUACUGCAGCAAGAAGAAGGAGCAAGAGGAUCCCAACAAGCUCGCUACCAGCUGGCCUGACUACUACAUAGACCGCAUCAACUCCAUGGCUGCUAUGCAGACCCUUUUUGCAUUUGACGAGGAGGAGAUGGAGAUGAGGAAUAAAGUGGUUGAAGAUCUGAAAACAGCACUUCGCACUCAACCCAUGAGGUUUGUGACGCGCUUCAUCGAACUGGACGGCCUCACGUGUCUGCUGAACUUCCUGAAGAGCAUGGACUAUGAGACAUCAGAGAGCCGCAUCCACACUUCCAUCAUCGGCUGCAUCAAAGCUCUGAUGAACAACUCUCAGGGCCGAGCGCAUGUCCUGGCUCAUCCGCAGAGCAUCGACACCAUCUCCCAGAGCCUGCGCCAGGACAACAUCAAGACCAAGGUGGCCGUGCUGGAGAUCCUGGGUGCUCUCUGCCUGGUACCUGACGGCCAUAAGAAAGUGCUGCAGGCUAUGGCGCACUAUCAGAAGUACGCCGCUGAGAGGACACGCUUCCAGACUCUUCUGCAUGAGUUGGACAGGAGCACAGGCCGCUACAGGGACGAGGUCAACCUGAAGACUGCCAUCAUGUCUUUCAUCAACGCUGUGCUAAAUGCGGGACCUGGAGAGGACAACCUUGAGUUUCGUCUUCAUCUAAGGUACGAAUUCUUAAUGUUGGGGAUCCAGCCAGUCAUCGACAAGCUUAGAGGUCAUGAGAACGCAACUCUCGACAGACAUUUGGACUUUUUCGAGAUGGUGAGAAAUGAAGAUGACAGUGAACUGGCUAAACGCUUCGACAUGACGCAUGUGGAUACAAAGAGCGCCAGCCAGAUGUUUGAGCUGAUUAAGAAGAAGCUGAGCCACACAGAUGCCUAUCCUCAUCUUCUAUCUAUUCUCCAGCACUGCCUCCAGAUGCCAUAUAAACGUGGAGCAGGCAGUGUACAGCAGUGGCAGCUUCUAGACCGAAUCCUUCAACAGAUUGUUCUGCAGGACGAGAAAGGGGAAGACCCAGAUGUUUCUCCUUUGGACAAUUUCAAUGUCAGGAACAUAAUUAGAAUGCUUGUCAAUGAGAACGAGGUGAAACAAUGGCGAGACCAGGCCGAGAAAUUCAGGAAAGAGCAUACAGAACUCAUGGCCCGUCUUGAGAGGAAGGAGAGAGAGUGUGAGAUCAAAACGCAAGAGAAAGAAGACAUGAUGAAGACUCUGAAUAAAAUGAAAGACAAGCUACAGAGAGAAGGAGUAGAGCUGCGCUCUGCCAGGGAGCAAGUUUUAGACCUGUCUUCUCGGAUUAGCGAUAUUUCAAAUGGAAGUAUGGCGUUCCCUCCUCCUCCUCCUCCACCUGGAGGUCCAAUGCCUCCUCCUCCUCCUCCAAUAAUGACCGGUUUCCCUCCGCCUCCACCUCCACUCCCCUUCUGCCCAGCCCCUCCUCCACCACCACCUCCUCCAGGGGCUCCCCCUCCUCCUCCUGGAGCUCCACCCAUCUUCUCCGGUGCUCCACUCCCACCGGCGCCCGCUUCCUUCAGCAGCAGCACGAGCCUGCGCAGCAAGAGCAUCCCACAGCCAUCACACCCACUCAAGUCUUUCAACUGGGCCAAGCUGGGCGAGAACAAGAUCACUGGUACCAUUUGGCACGACAUCGAUGACCUCCGGGCUUUCAAAGUUCUUGACCUGAAAGAUAUUGAGAAGAUGUUUUCAGCUUAUCAGAGGCAGCAAGAGCUGCUCACUAACCAAUCCUUCAAGCAGAAGGAGACUGGCUCAAUGGAUGACUUGUAUCUAAGCUCAAGGAAAGUGAAGGAGCUGUCCGUCAUCGAUGGGCGGCGGGCACAGAACUGUGUUAUCUUACUCUCCAAGUUGAAAAUGAGCAAUGAGGAGAUCAAGAGAGCCAUUCUGGAAAUGGACGAGAGAGAGGAGCUGGCUAAAGAUAUGUUAGAGCAGCUGUUAAAGUUUGUUCCUGAAAAGAGUGACAUUGACCUUCUGGAGGAACACAAGCAUGAGCUGGAUCGCAUGGCACGCGCUGACCGCUUCCUCUACGACAUGAGCAGGAUUGAUCACUACCAGCAGAGGCUCCAGUCGCUGUUCUUCAAAAAGAAGUUUGCAGAACGACUUGCAGAGACCAAGCCAAAGGUGGAGGCUAUUGUGUGUGCGUCCCGUGAGGUGAUGAGGAGUAAACGUCUGACUCAGAUUUUGGAGGUGGUCCUGGCCUUUGGGAACUUCCUGAACAAAGGCCAGAGAGGGAAUGCCUAUGGCUUCAAAGUUUCCAGCCUAAACAAGAUUGUAGACACCAAGUCAAGCAUAGACAGAAACAUCACCAUGUUGCACUACCUGAUCAUGAUUUUUGAGAAGAACUAUCCCGACACCCUCAACGUCCAGCGGGAUCUGCUCAGUGUACCAGAGGCAGCAAAAGUCAAUCUGGCUGAACUGGAGAAGGACGUCUACAGUAUAAAGAGUGGACUGAAGGCUCUGGAAGCAGAGCUGCAGUAUCAGCAGAGCCGGCCACGUGACCGAGGGGACAAGUUCAUCCCUGUGGUCAGUGACUUCAUCACGGUGGCUAGUUUCAGCUUCUCUGAGGUGGAAGAUCUGCUGAACGAGGCAAAGGAGAAGUUUGCCAAGUCUCUGAAGCACUUUGGAGAGGAGCAGGUGCACAUGCAGCCAGAUGAGUUCUUUGGGAUCUUCGACACCUUCCUGCAAUCGUUCAAUGAGGCUCGGCAAGACCUGGAGAACAUGCAGCGUCGCAAAGAGGAGGAAGAGAAGCGAGCACGCAUGGAGGCCAUGCUGAAGGACCAGAGGGAGAGAGAGAGGAGGGCAAAGAAGAGCGCAGGAGGGGGCGUGUCCGAGGAAGUGGGCGAGUUCGAUGACCUGGUGUCAGCCCUUCGCUCAGGAGAAGUGUUUGAUAAGGACCUGUCGAAGCUAAAACGCAACCGCAAGCGCUCCGUCAACCAGCUCGUGGAAAGCGGUGGGCGCGAAAGACCCGUCACCAAGGUCAACUAUUGAUAUUGACUUCUGGAAAACUUUAAUUCACUGACUUGCAUACUGUACGUGAAGGAAAAAUCCUAACUGCCAUCUGCCUCCCUAUUCACCCAAACAUCCUAACCCGUGAUGGCUUGCAUCCUAAAGGCAGACAGAUUCAUAGGCCUUGGUGGACAGUUCUCGGGUGUUGGAAAUUCUUACAGCACUGUGCUCAGUAAAUAGGCUUUCUCUAACCUUGUUCUUAUCCCACAUCCUACAUGGUCUUCCUCCUCCCAUAGUCAAUGUUUCAUUUCUCCAAGCCAACUCAAAGUGUAACCUCAAACUGCCAAGCACCAUGAGAUUUCCCAUGUACCUGAGUGCACAAGCUUGGGUCUAGCUCAUAAUAUUCUCAAUACAGAGAAGACCAAGAUGGCAGGUCAGGACCUAGUACUAUAACCAAUAGAGCAGGUUCAGUUUGGAAAAAAUUUGGACAGAAUAUUGGGGCAUUCAUGCAGCCACUUCUCGAAAAACCGUUGGAAGACACUGCCAUCUACGUUAGGUGCUGAUACCCCAUGUGCCUCUCUCUCCACCUACUAUAUUUCUCUGGUGCUUUGACUAAGAGGACCAUUGGUGAAUAUGGGAACUAAAAGAGAGAGAGAGAGAGAGAAAGAGAGAGAAAGAGACCCAUAUCUGCAGCUCUUAACACAGCUAAGUGAUGGGUCCAACUAAUGUUUUUUCCAAAACUUAGACAACUUCAAACAUGGAGACAAGUGGAGAAAAAUGAAGGAGAUGAACCCUUUAAUGUCGGGAUGGCCAGCUAGGAAAACAGGACACUGUGGUCUCAGUUGUGUCGGCUGUGAUACCCUUAACCCAAGUGCCUCCCCAUACCGAUGGCAUUCCCAAGGACGACACGGGAGACAAGUCGGAAAUGCCGAGAAAGCACAGCACUUCUAGGAAAAGACACCGCGAAGAACCGAAAUGCUCUGAGAUAAGGACGAUGCUGUAGGCACGCCUCAUUGGCAAGUAAAAAGAUUUUCCAAGGAUUGUGGUGGCAUUACCUGGUGCCAAAGCAAAAAUCAGGAAAGUAAAUAUGUAGUAGACAAUAAUAAAUGCAAGUAGAAUGGCAUUUAUAUAUUUAUUUAUACGAAAAAAGGCAAACAUGCUAAUUUCAAAACCUUUUUUUAAUUCUUCAUAUUUUCUAGUUUGUACUUCUAAUACUUUUCAUUUGAUAGGUAUUUACUUCAUAUAUUAAAAAAAAAAAAGAUCCAUGAUCCAAAUCUGUGAUGCCCCAUCACUAGUGAAGCUUGUUAACCUAAAUCACCAAAGUAGUGCACUUCUCACAUUGUGACGACAAUUCAAAAGCUAAAGAUGGUUUGUUUGGUCAAAAUGGUUUACAGUGCCACUGCAGAUACUCUUCUUCUUGGAAACCAGUCAAGUCUUACUUAAAUGAGCUCAAGAUCUACAUGCAGCCCACUUGGUGUUUCUUGUUUCAUCUAAUUUUUGCUUAUAUUGUUUUUCAUGUUAUGUAUAUUAAGUGUUGUAGUUGUACAGAUCACGUGGGCAGUGUUGCAUUUUGGAUGAACAAGGCUCCCAAGAAUAAGAGAGAUGAAGGACGGGGAAGUCUAAAAAAAAUUACUGAUAAAGGUUACGGUAAAGUCCUUGGUGACAAAAGUAAGAUUGAAGUGUGAAAAUCAGGAGGAUAUUCUGUAUAAAGUGUGGUUUUUAUCUUUGUGGUACUUGAGCUCGUGGGAUGGAGUAUGAAGAAAUUUGAUUAAGUGGUGCCUAGCUGGUUGAAAGAAGCCCAAAUUGAGAGGUUUAGCUUUAUCCUGAAGUGGUUUGUGUUUGCACCUUGUGUGUGUAUGUAUGUGUUUCUUUUUCUCCAGUCUACCACAUCCAGCCAUAUGGGAGAACCAUAGUAAGAAGCUCAGAAGGUCAUGUGUGUCUUCUAAGAGAUUUGCCGCUAAUCUUUGUCUGGUUCAGGUCUAUGUUGUUGAGCAAGUGCAUGGCCAUGGUCUCUGUGCUACUUUGUGCCAGCAGGACACUUAGGUCCAAAAGGUGGACUUGGCACCCUUACAGUGAGUUCUCAUCAUUCUUUACAGAGGGACAGGUUUCCUCCUUAACCCAAAUGCUAAGUGUACACCAAAAGUACUAAGAGUCCAGUCUAACUGAUCUGAGCUAAUCAACACUGCCUUAUUUAAUACUUUAAUGUGAGCGAAUUAGCUAACAUUAAUUAGCUCUUACGAGAUAGCUUUGAGGGCUGGAGUGCAUCCAACUCUUGAUUUACCCAGUGUGUGCCAAUAAUUACCAACACUAAAGCUUAGGUUCGUGUGGUGUAAUGUAUUACAGUAAUUCUGUUAACGAACCUGUAUUUCUGAAGCUAGCACAAGGUCUGUUGCUGUUCAGAGCCAUUUGGUUUUCCCUCCUUUUCCUUCAACUCAGUGGUGAGAGGUCAUUUCUCCUUUAAAGCAACACUAUAAAAACACAGUAUGCCAAACAGAAAAAGACACUUUGACACUUUGGAAUGACUCUCACAUUGGAAAUAUGUGCUAAAAAUAUGAUGUCAAUGAAGGCGAAGGAGAUUGUGCCAACUGAGAAUAGAUGUUUAUCAGAAAAGAAAAGAAAAAGCUAUAAGCUUUCUUUUUCAGUCUAAUACCAUGUAGGUAUUCAAACCAUCAGUAUUAUUAUUAUUUUGUUUUGUUUUGUAUGUAUAUUUGGUCAUUGACUGGCCGAACACAACGGAAAGAAUAAUAAAUGUAGCUUGUUGCUUGAUGCACUUUUUGAAAGACGGCCUUUUGCUACCCCCUCAAUAUUUACACUCAUUUAGCUCAUCGUUAUAUUAAGAAAGCGAGACACGAAGCAGCUUAAGCAAGGACAAAAGAAGAGUACUGGAGUUGUGUGUGUCUUUAUAGGUAAUGAAAUUUGGCCCUUCUCAACUAUUAUAAAAGGCUGGGUCCUACACUGGAGCAGAACGCUCUGUAGAGGCAAACUGAUUUGACCCUGGUAUGUGGUUACGUUCACAAAAGGACAGGCAGGACCGUUUAGCCUCCCUUAAAAUAUGUUUGGUUUGGGUCUGGUAACAGUCAUAAGGUGAUGAAUACAUAGGGAAUGUAGUUCUUUCAAAUUUAACUUAACUCUAACAAAGAGCAUCGAUUUCCACUGCCUCAAUGUGCAUCACUCCAUUUUUGUAUCCUUUUAUAUCUUUGUAUUGUUGCCUUUCACCUUUAUGCACUACUUUAGGUAAAAAGUGGUGCACAAGUAUGAUCCUUUGCUAUAGAAGAUGUAUAUUAUGGGUAAGUAAUUACCCCAGGUAAGAAUACACCAGUUACGCGCCCUUUGUAUCAUCUAGCUGCAGGUUGUAUAUUGUGCAGAGCAAGUAUUUUAAAAGGAUGACUUGAUAUCUUGGAUGACUUCACCUGAAAGAUGUAUAGUUCUAAAAUUUUUGUACGUCGUUAUAGUUGAAGGGGGGAAAAGCGAAAAAGGAAAAAUAUGUUGAGGAAUGUUCCAUUUUUUUUCCUGUAAAUUGAGUCUAUUUAUUUGCCUUAUUUAGUUUGCUAUAUUUUGUAUGUAUACGCAACAUUACAGCAAAAAUGUUACAUGAGAAGUAUAAAUAUGAGUAACUAUACUGUGGUCUUUGUAUGUCAGAUUCUCGAGUAUAAAUAGCUUUCAGUUUUUUUUUAUGUUUUUGUUUUUUUGCUCGCCAUGCAUCCUUUUGUAGGGUAAAAUAAACCUGUUUCCCUGA
This is a messenger RNA of Pangasianodon hypophthalmus (striped catfish), 16948 nucleotides long. RefSeq names its product dishevelled associated activator of morphogenesis 2 (gene daam2). Gene Ontology annotation, molecular function: small GTPase binding; actin binding. Lineage: Eukaryota; Metazoa; Chordata; Actinopteri; Siluriformes; Pangasiidae. Gene Ontology annotation, biological process: regulation of non-canonical Wnt signaling pathway; positive regulation of canonical Wnt signaling pathway; actin cytoskeleton organization. The coding region runs from base 10021 to 13254 and encodes 1077 amino acids. The record is from RefSeq and is a predicted model, not a curated record. The transcript has 26 exons.